Messenger RNA from Caenorhabditis briggsae, 1461 nucleotides. The record is from RefSeq and is a predicted model, not a curated record. The coding region runs from base 1 to 1461 and encodes 486 amino acids. Gene Ontology annotation, biological process: amino acid transmembrane transport; L-alanine transport. Gene Ontology annotation, molecular function: L-alanine transmembrane transporter activity; L-proline transmembrane transporter activity. The transcript is spliced from 6 exons. Gene Ontology annotation, cellular component: vacuolar membrane. Lineage: Eukaryota; Metazoa; Nematoda; Chromadorea; Rhabditida; Rhabditidae.
AUGGACCAACGUCACAUCAAUGAAAAAGGGAUGUCGAUCCUUGUAACCGCCCUGUUUAUAGUCGGUGAAACCGCCGGCGGAGGCUUAAUUGCUCUUCCAACGGCAAUCGUGAGCACUGGUGCAGUUACUGGAGAAUUUCUCCUUUUCCUCGCUGCUAUUAUAUGCACGUAUACUGGAACGUUGUUGGCUGAAAAUUGGAUAAUCCUUCAAGAAUUGUAUCCUGAAUACAGGGAUCAUUGUAGAAAGCCGUAUCCAGCUAUGGGACUUCGAGCCAUUGGACCAAAGUUUGCUCAUUUCGUCUCCGCCAUCCUCCAAGUGACUCAAUUCGGAACUGCUGUUGUUUUCGUGCUCCUCGCUGCCAAAAACGGAGAAAACAUGCUCCACGCAAACUUUGGAACUCAUGUCAGCUUCUGUUACAUGAUUCUUAUCGUCGGACUUCUCGUCUUCCCAUUUACUCUUCCUAAAUCCCCCAAAGAUUUCUGGUACGCUGUAGUCGCUGCUAUGAUAUCAACUACAGUAUCCGUAGUUUUAAUUAUCAUCGGAUCAGUGAAAGACUACGAAGUUUGCAAUAAGGACGUCUUCUAUCCACCAUUCAAUCUUCCAAAAACAUUAAUGUCUUUUGGUACAAUCAUGUUCUCUUAUGGAGGUCAUUGUGCAUUCCCAACUAUUCAACAUGACAUGAAAAAGCCACAUCAUUUCUCCAGAAGUGUCAUUAUUGCAUUCAUCAUCAUCUUCAUAUUCUAUUUGCCAGUUUCAAUGAGCGGAUAUUUUGUCUAUGGAAGUUCCUUGACAGAUUCAAUUAUUCCUUCUAUUCAGAAUAUCAACAUUCAAACUACCGUAAAUCUCUUAAUCAGUCUUCACGUCUCUCUGGCUCUCACUAUCACCUUCAAUCCAUUGAAUCAGGAAUUCGAAGAGGUUUUGAAUAUGUCUCAUGACUUUGGCUGGCAACGAAUUGUGUCCCGUGCCCUUGUUAUGAUCUCUGUUGUCUUCGUUGCCGAAUCGGUUCCAAAUUUCGGAGUGCUUUUGGAUCUUGUCGGAGGUUCUACAAUCACUUUGAUGGCUUUGGUGCUUCCAAUUCUGUUCAAUUUAUCACUAACCACAAUUCGUAAAAAGAGGGAAAAUAAGGAGGAAGAGGAGAACAUCUCAUUUAAGGAGAUUUUCCAAAACUCGGAUAAAAUCAAAUUAUUGGCGAAUAUUUUGAUUUUGGUAUUCGCAACACUGGGCGGAGUGGCUGCUACCGUAUCCGCAAUGCAGACAAUGCUCCAAAGUGAAUUCAGUGCUCCGUGCUACGCGAAACUUUGGAGUGAAGAAGCACAACUUUUGGAACAACAAAGACAGAUGACUUUUGAACACGGUAAAAUCGCGUGCUGUGGAAUGUUCCGGAACAUCUCUGCGAUGGGAUCCGAGAUUUGUCUCAAUGCCGCAUCGUUAGUCAAAGUUGGAGCUGAAUCUCAUGGAUAA